CCCCCGGCGCCGCGCUCGCUCGGGCUUGUGGCCAUCUCAUACAACUUGGGAGCCCCUCCAGAACAGCAUUAGUAAUUCAUAAUAAUAAUUUAAAACAAGGAGAAGAAGGGGAAGAAGCAAGUGGAUAAUGUCAACCCCGAGCAGAUUCAAAAAGGACAAAGAGAUUAUAGCGGAGUAUGAAAGUCAAGUGAAAGAGAUCCGAGCUCAACUCAUCGAGCAGCAGAAAUGCCUGGAGCAGCAGACUGAAAUAAGAGUGCAACUUCUUCAGGAUCUGCAGGAUUUCUUCCGCAAGAAGUCGGAAAUAGAGAUGGAGUAUUCCCGAAACCUGGAAAAAUUGGCAGAGAGGUUCAUGGCAAAAACAAGAAGCACAAAGGAUCAUCAGCAGUACAAGAAAGAUCAGAACCUCUUGUCACCGGUGAAUUGCUGGUACUUACUUCUGAACCAAGUGAGAAGAGAAAGCAAAGACCAUGCAACACUGAGCGAUAUCUACCUGAACAAUGUGAUCAUGCGGUUCAUGCAGAUAAGCGAAGACUCCACCAGAAUGUUCAAGAAGAGCAAAGAGAUUGCGUUUCAGCUUCAUGAAGACUUAAUGAAAGUACUUAACGAGCUUUACACAGUCAUGAAAACAUACCACAUGUAUCACGCAGAGAGCGUCAGUGCAGAAAGCAAACUGAAGGAGGCAGAGAAGCAAGAAGAAAAACAGAUUGGGAGGUCAGGAGACCCUGUUUUUCAUAUUCGACUAGAAGAACGGCACCAGAGACGGAGCUCUGUGAAAAAGAUAGAAAAAAUGAAGGAAAAACGUCAAGCAAAAUACUCUGAAAACAAGCUGAAAUCUAUUAAGGCCCGCAAUGAAUACCUGCUCACCCUUGAAGCGACCAAUGCUUCUGUUUUCAAGUAUUAUAUUCAUGACCUGUCAGAUUUAAUUGACUGUUGUGACCUUGGAUACCACGCUAGUCUUAACAGAGCCCUAAGAACAUACCUUUCUGCAGAGUAUAACCUUGAAACUUCCAGGCAUGAGGGCCUAGACAUCAUUGAAAAUGCAGUUGACAGCUUGGAGCCACGAAGUGACAAGCAGAGAUUCAUGGAAAUGUACCCUACUGCUUUUUGUCCACCAAUGAAAUUUGAGUUCCAGUCUCAUAUGGGUGAUGAGGUUUGUCAGGUCACUGCCCAGCAACCUGUGCAAGCAGAGCUUAUGCUUAGGUAUCAGCAACUACAGUCAAGAUUGGCCACACUGAAAAUCGAAAAUGAGGAGGUUAAGAAAACAACAGAGGCUACCCUGCAGACAAUACAGGAUAUGGUCACCAUUGAAGAUUAUGAUGUGUCAGAGUGUUUCCAGCACAGUCGCUCAACAGAGUCUGUCAAAUCAACAGUCUCUGAGACAUACUUGAGUAAGCCUAGCAUUGCAAAAAGAAGAGCUAACCAGCAGGAAACAGAGCAAUUCUAUUUCAUGAAAUUCAGAGAAUAUCUGGAAGGUAGUAAUCUGAUCACAAAACUUCAAGCAAAACAUGACUUGCUGCAGAGGACGCUUGGAGAAGGUCACAGGGCAGAAUACAUGACAACAAGGCCUCCAAAUCUUCCCCCUAAGCCCCAGAAACACAGGAAGCCCAGACCCCGAUCACAGUAUAGUGCUAAGUUGUUUAAUGGUGACUUGGAGUCAUUCAUCAAGGAUUCAGGACAAGUCAUUCCUCUCAUCGUGGAAAGCUGUAUCAGAUUUAUCAAUUUAUAUGGUCUUCAGCAUCAGGGAAUUUUUAGAGUGUCUGGUUCCCAGGUAGAAGUCAAUGAUAUUAAGAAUUCAUUUGAGAGAGGUGAAAAUCCUUUGGCAGAUGACCAAAGUAACCAUGACAUUAACUCAGUUGCUGGAGUACUGAAGCUCUAUUUCCGAGGGCUGGAAAAUCCUGUCUUUCCUAAGGAAAGAUUUAAUGAUCUGAUUUCUUGUAUCAGAAUAGACAAUCUCUAUGAGAGGGCUCUUAACAUCCGCAAACUCCUCCUUACUUUGCCCAGGUCGGUCCUUAUAGUGAUGAGAUACCUCUUCGCCUUCCUUAACCACCUUUCUCAGUACAGUGAUGAAAACAUGAUGGAUCCAUACAACCUGGCCAUUUGUUUUGGGCCAACCCUGAUGCCUGUUCCAGACAUACAAGACCAGGUGUCUUGUCAGGCACACGUGAAUGAGAUAAUCAAAACUAUCAUCAUCCAUCAUGAGGCCAUUUUUCCAGAUGCUAAAGAACUCGAUGGCCCAGUGUACGAAAAAUGUAUGGCUGGAGAUGACUACUGUGACAGCCCAUACAGCGAACAUGGUACAUUAGAGGAAGUGGACCAGGAUGCUAGUACAGAGCCCCACACCAGUGAAGACGAGUGUGAGCCCAUAGAAGCUAUAGCAAAGUUUGACUACAUUGGAAGGUCUGCACGAGAACUCUCUUUCAAGAAAGGAGCUUCCCUUCUGCUCUAUCACCGAGCAUCUGAAGACUGGUGGGAAGGAAGGCACAACGGAAUUGAUGGCCUUGUCCCUCACCAAUACAUAGUGGUGCAGGAUAUGGAUGAUACUUUCUCAGAUACACUGAGUCAGAAAGCAGACAGUGAGGCCAGCAGCGGACCCAUAACUGAGGAUAAGUCAUCAUCAAAGGACAUGAAUUCUCCCACUGACCGUCACUCCGACGUGUAUUCAGGAAGGCAACGAAAGAGAUCAGAACCUCCACCUCCUCUAAGACGCCCUGGCAGGAGCAGUGAUGGUCACUGCCCCGUACACCCUCCUCACCCUCUCUCCAACUCGUCUGUGGAUCUAGGUUCCCCCAGCCUGGCAACUCACUGCAGUCCCAGAGCCCUCCUUCAAAAUCGCAACCUCAAUGCCGACAGCCCUGAGAGGCGGCGCAGGCCUGGCCAUGGCAGUCUCACCAACAUCAGUAGGCAUGAUUCCCUAAAGAAGAUCGAUAGCCCUCCGAUUAGAAGAUCUACGUCAUCCGGUCAGUACACGGGUUUCAAUGACCAUAAACCACUGGACCCAGAGUCAAUAGCUCAGGACAUUGAAGAGACAAUGAACACGGCGCUGAACGAGCUCCGUGAGCUGGAGCGGCAAAGCUCAGCCAAGCACGCCCCUGAUGUUGUGUUGGACACCUUGGAACAAAUGAAGAACAGCCCUACCCCUGCCACCUCCACGGAGUCACUCAGCCCUCUCCACAGUGUCGUUCUAAGGAGCUCCGAGCCUCAGAUCCGCCGUAGCACCAGUUCUUCCAGUGACACCAUGAGUACUUUCAAGCCCAUGGUGGCCCCUAGAAUGGGAGUACAGCUGAAGCCUCCUGCUCUUAGGCCAAAACCUAUUGUUCUUCCAAAAACAAAUCCUAGCAUAGGGCCUUCCCCUUCUUCCCAGGGUCCAGCCGACAAAUCUUGCACAAUGUAGACAGCUCAGCCACCCACAGUGCCUGGCUGGGGUAUGCUAGGGAAAAGGAUGGAGUAACAAUAGAAGUCAGGGCUCCGUAACAUCACAUGUUCAUGUUUGUAACUGGAGAGGCUUUGUUUUUCAGUGUUUUUGAAUGUAUUGUCUGAAACUAGCUACAUUAACAUGGGCAUUUUUAUUUUGUAUGGUUUCAAUUAAAAGAAAAACUGGACAA
Molecule: messenger RNA, 3602 nt
Organism: Neopsephotus bourkii (Bourke's parrot)
Lineage: Eukaryota; Metazoa; Chordata; Aves; Psittaciformes; Psittacidae
Gene: SRGAP1
Product: SLIT-ROBO Rho GTPase activating protein 1
Exons: 22
Coding region: 128-3391 (1087 amino acids)
Biological process (GO): negative regulation of cell migration; signal transduction
Cellular component (GO): cytoplasm
Molecular function (GO): GTPase activator activity; protein binding
Source: RefSeq, a predicted model, not a curated record